Schistosoma bovis is the source of this 3079-nucleotide messenger RNA. Lineage: Eukaryota; Metazoa; Platyhelminthes; Trematoda; Strigeidida; Schistosomatidae. The record is from the annotation of a GenBank genome assembly.
CACAAGUUGUAAGGACAACACAGCACAGAGUUGGUGUUAGAACUUUGGUCAUCGGUCUACGCUCUAAUAUAAGUAACAGCCCGGGGUUCACGUGAUCCAGUGCUACAGGUCAAGGAGGCUCGUUGGUCAAAAUCUGCUUCAAUUCCGUUCACAAUUAUUUGGAACACUUGAAGACCGGCUCAGCGAUGUUUUGUCGCGCCUUAUUCAAAUCUCCCAAAUCAUUGUUUACGAUUGGAUGUACUGUGAUGUCUUCAUCCCACAAGUCUUGGAAUUCAAUAUAUGAAUUUACUGUUAAAGAUAUCAAUGGUGUGGAUGUCUCCUUAGAGAAAUACCGUGGUCACGUUUGUCUAAUUGUUAACGUCGCUUGUAAGUGAGGCGCAACGGACAAGAACUAUCGCCAACUCCAGGAGAUGCACACUCGACUGGUUGGCAAAGGCCUCCGUAUAUUAGCGUUCCCUUGCAACCAAUUCGGCGGACAGGAACCCUGGGCGGAAGCGGAGAUUAAGAAGUUUGUGACUGAAAAGUAUGGCGUCCAAUUCGAUAUGUUUUCCAAGAUAAAAGUCAAUGGGUCUGACGCUGAUGAUCUCUAUAAAUUUCUUAAAAGUAGACUACAUGGUACCCUAACAAAUGAUAUUAAAUGGAACUUCUCUAAAUUCCUUAUAGAUCGUCAAGGCCAACCGGUUAAAAGAUAUUCUCCUACAACUGCCCCAAAUGAUAUUGUAGGAGAUAUCAUGGAGCUUUUGGAAAAGAAGUGAUCAAUGGAACUUUUGAGCUUUGAACAAAUUCUCGCUAUAUGACGAUGGCAAUCUCAAAUGUUCACUGAUUGCCAUUUGAUGAAAUCAGUUUUGUGUGCACCUGAUUGCAGAAUUUUGUUUACCUUGCUCAUAUUUUUCAUUGAAACUACUUCUCAGAAUAAAUGUGUUAUCUAUAAUUGAAUGACUUGUACUUCACUGGACUUACUUACGAGUUAACUGAAAUACUUCUCAUCGCACUUACCAAGCAAUUCUAUUUCAGAAGUAAACAAUAGCGGUUGGGCUGUUAAAGAAGCCGGUGCAUGUUUGCGUUGUUUUCUUGUAAGCGCUUAUUAUUAAUAAGAAAUAUCAGCCCUGUGGUAUGACAUAGUCUAUCCAAUUUACCCAUCUGAUCUUAGUGUAAGCUCUUUUUCUGAAUGGGUCUUUAAACUGGCCUAACAAUCUAAGGGUUCGUGCAAAGUAUCUGAGAGAUAUACUUCCGUUUGCAAUGUUAAAUGCGGAUAUCCGUCCUAACAAUUGGUCUGAAACUUUAUUUUGCUACUUUUAUUUAACCGCAUAUCAAAAGACGUUGAUUACACCAAGAGAAAUGAAUUUCGAAUAUCACUAAGAACUCCACCGUCUAACUGUGCGUUGAAGGGCAGGCUACCCAAAUAUUGUCAGAUUUAAGGCCGUGAACAUGAUACGAUCUUUGUACUAUCAAAGUGGUUGUUAUCGUUAUUACGAAGAAGACAAAAGCCUGUAUCUACACAGGUGUUCGUUUUGGGAAUGGUGAUAUGACACGAAACCGACUUCGGGACGGCAAAUGUUCAGGUUGUAUUAAUUUACAGCACAGUUGUGGAGUCAACGCAGUCGCCAAAUUGAAGAUUUUCGACAGCCAUGUCCAUUUAUUGUUGUUUCUGAAUGACUGCUUGGAUUCGACAGCAUUGCAGUCCGAGCAACCAAAUGCCUGGGAACAUGAUACUGUGCACUAUUUGUGAUCUGUUAUUAGUCGGAACACUCGUGUCUCCGGAUGGUGGGUGAAUUAGUGCCGACGGUGACAUGGCUGAUAAGGUCGACCUGUGUGUAUAUUGAAUAUCAGAUCAGUUUGUGUCAACCUAUGGCACCGGCGCCUUCAUGAUGUUAGUCUGGUUGUAAAAUGUCGGGUUCAAAACAUCGAUGGGAUCAGUCUCGAUGUAUGGUUUUUAAGCCUGACCCCUCCGAUUUGGUAUCAGAUAACUCUGUAUGCGGUCAUAGUUGUCUGAUGGAUUGCUGACACUCAGUAGCAAUACCAUGUCGGUGAUGUGGAGGUUCGACGAAGUCUAACUGGGUACCCGGUUACAUAAUUCAGUCGGAGUCACCAUGUAGAGGAAAAGGUUCCGAUAGCUCGGACAUGUGCUACAAAUGCUGUCUCAGCUAUUUCCAUAUUGUGCUUUAUUUGCUGAGGCUGAGACCUAUUAGAAAAGCGGAUAUGGAGCCCGGCUAUGAAAAAAAGCUAUAUAAGACUGGCAUCUGCUGAUCCAUUCACAAAUUCCUGGUUGGGAUUCCUGAUGUGAUACAACUCUGGCUUGAGGUGCUGUCAGACAUGACAACCACUUCUGCUGAUGAGGUCAAUAGAAGUUAUCAAUGCACAAUUAUGGUUAAAUUGGGUUAUUACGUUCCCUGGACUUCACUUAUCAGCAGCACUUAAUUCAAAUAAGGCGACAUUUCUAAAGGGUUCAAAACCACAGGUUGUUGUUUAGGUGUCAAUGUCAAGGUUGGACUUGAUAGUUUCAAGUAAAUACAGCAUUGAGUAGAAAGUUAAUAAUAAAUAUGUUUUUUGUUAUUUCCAAAUGAGUAGAAAACUGUAUUUCCGACGUUUCGUGACUUAAUAUUAAUCCACUUCUUCAGAGUAAAUAACCAACCGAAAAAAGAUUGACACAACUUUAAAUAAUACAAAGGAAAUAACCCCAUUUACUGUUUAAACUUGUGUUAAUUGCAUUUCGGUUAUUUAUUUACUGUGAAGAAGUGGCUUACAUUAGAUCACGAAACGUCAAAAAUACAAUUCUCUACUCAUUGGGAUAUUCACAAGAAAUAUACCUAUUAUUUAGAGGUUAUUUUUUUGUUUGAGUAAUUCUUUUUGUAUUUUAGAGAAUAAUUUUCUUAGUUAUUCUUGGACGUAUUAAUAAUAAAUUGAAGUACAUAUUAUUUUAUCUGCAUGCUCCAAUGACCUCGGCUUUUCAUUGUGUAAAAAAAGAAAACAAACUAACUAUGUGUACUUAUAUUUACAGAGUAAACACAAGUCUUCAUUAUUGAUUUGUUAAGUAUAAAUAUUAUGUACUUUUUAAUUAGAUAAAACUAUUUUUAUGCAC